CCUCAGGCUUCACAAUGUAGCGGGACCCCCGGCCCCCCUCUCAGGAGAUGGAAGCAGAGCAGAAGCCAGGAGGGAGGUGCCCAAGUGAGCCAGAGUGCAGAGGGAGGGAAGAGCGGCGCAUCCGCUUGGUGGCCUGAAGCCUCCAUGCCACGCGGGAGGAGGGACACGCAGACGUCCAGAGGAGGUUUCUCUUGCAGAAGCCAAAGAUGUUGACCAGGAAGAUUAAGCUCUGGGACAUAAAUGCCCACAUCACCUGCCGCCUGUGCAGUGGGUACCUCAUUGAUGCGACCACGGUGACUGAGUGUCUGCACACGUUCUGCAGGAGCUGCCUGGUGAAGUACCUGGAGGAGAACAACACCUGUCCCACCUGCAGGAUAGUGAUCCACCAGAGCCACCCACUGCAGUACAUUGGUCAUGACAGAACCAUGCAGGACAUCGUUUACAAGUUGGUGCCAGGCCUCCAGGAAGCGGAAAUGAGGAAGCAGAGGGAGUUCUACCACAAGCUGGGCCUGGAGGUGCCGGGUGACAUCAAGGGGGAGGCGUGCUCCGCAAGACAGCACUUGGAUCCCCGCAAUGGUGAGACCAAAGCAGACGACAGUUCACACAAAGCCACCACAGAGGAGAAGCAGGAGGAGGAUGACGACUACCACCGGAGUGACGAGCAGGUGAGCAUCUGCCUGGAAUGCAACAGCAGCAAACUGCGGGGUCUGAAGCGGAAAUGGAUCCGCUGCUCAGCGCAGGCCACAGUCCUACACCUGAAGAAGUUCAUCGCGAAGAAGCUAAACCUCUCCUCCUUCAACGAGCUGGACAUCUUGUGCAACGAGGAGAUCCUGGGCAAGGACCACACCCUCAAGUUCGUGGUGGUCACACGGUGGAGGUUCAAGAAGGCGCCCCUCCUGCUGCACUACAGACCCAAGAUGGACUUGCUGUGAGCCUGGCUCUUCAGACUGGCCCUAUGUCCCAGGGGCCACAUGGCCAUGCGCAGCACCCGCAACAGAACUUGCUUCUGGGUGCCGGGUGGACCAGACUUCUGAAUAGAGAAUAUUUAUAACUUUUGUACAAGAGAAUCCACACCCUACAAGACACUACCAGCACGUGUUUACAGAGGAUGAAAACACUUGCAGUUCCACGCAGCCGCACGUGCUUACCCACCACAGGCCCUCGGCCGGCAGGCGCGGCACGAGGCUCCAGGACACCGUCUUACAGACCUCCGCUCGCUUUCCAGGUCUCGAGAAUCUGAGUUCAUUUCAGUUUAGUUCACGGAUUGGUUUCUUAAUAAGCCUCAAAAAUACCGUACUUUUAUUGAGUCCUUCCUAAGUUAUUGAAAAAGUCUUUUCAUGGUAAAUAUUUAUGUUGCCUUUAGCUUCCUGAAGACUUAGAAGAUAUAUAAAGAUUUAAUUUAAAGCAUACCAAAAGAGGCUUGCGUUGGUACUGAGUGGGCACUAGUGUCCACCCCGCCUCGGGCAGCACAGUCCAGGCAUGCGUCCAGGUGCACGUGUGGGGCUGGAGGGCCCGUGCCACCCAGGCUCCCAGCAUGGCUCUGGCGCACCGGCUGGCAGACCAGAGGUGGCUCAGCCCGCUCAGCACGGGCCUAAAGACCCUUCUUGUUUUUAAAAAUCUCAUUUAUUAAAAAGGGCACAGAUUGUUUGGUGCCAUCAUUUAGUUUCCUACAUUGUCCUCCCCGUUUCUGUGCUAAGGAAGAAUGUUGGGCAGGGGCUUGUCAGACCAGUGUGGGGUUGGGGUGCUGGUGCCGGGUGCCUCCAAGCAAGACCAGCAGGGCUCUCCCUCCUGUAGAUGGAGGCCACUGUGCUUUGCCACCCUUGUCCCGGGAAGGUGCUGGGUUGGGGUGGGCAGGCCCAGGGGAAGCAGCUCCCCCAGCACAUCUUUCCCGGGUCACAGGCAGGGUGCUCUGUGCCAGCCCUCCCUGCUCCCCAGUGUCACGUUGCUGUUGAGUUAGAGGAUGAUUUCUGCCAGCAAGUACACGCAGACCCUCACCCCCGGCAGAGGGGCGGUCCUGGAGCUCCAACAUAGGAGUCCUGGUGUUUCUGGGGAGCUUUGGGACCCCUCUCUCGGCCCUGCAGGGCAAGCAUUACCCUGACCCCAUGGUCCCUGCCAGGUGCUACCCACCAGUUCUUGUUGGGUAAAUGGGAGUCUCUCUCUGAGGCCAGGUCACCAGGAGGCCUCACCAAGGCCUGGGGUUUUCCUGGGAUUUGCUUGGAAAGCUGUGGUGGGCUGUCGGCAUCCAACUCUGCUUAUUUUCUUCUGCUUCCUGCUUCACUUACACAGAAUGUCGGAAGCAGCAGCCUUGAGACCUAGUGUGAGGGGCAAGGAAGCAUCAGAGUAACUGGUCCAGUUCCUGGUCCUUCUGAAGCAGACACGUGCUGUGAGGGGCUGGUCAGAGCCCACCUCCUCGAAUAAGCCAGGACCAUGAGAGUUAGUGCUCCAGGCUUGCUGUUCAGCACAUGGUCUUUAGGGUUGCUCUACAAGGAUUUAUGAGCAAGUAUUACCUGUCUACCUCAAAACACGUACUGCUAAAGCCUCCCGCAGAGCCACGUUGUCACAGAGCACUUGUAAGUGUGACAUUAGAAUGUAGGUACGUCCUGUGUGGUGAAACUAAAGAGAGGUUUGACACGUGAGCCUCCAGAUUCUAAUGGAGCUGGUUCACACAAGAAUGAACCCCACUGUGCAGCCUUCUGGUGUGUGUGUGGCCUGCGGAUGCCAUGGAGUCCCAGGACGUGCUAUGGUGCUAAGUUGAGAGCUCUGCCGCAGCACGGUGGACGCCGCAGCCAGCAGCCCUGCUCCUGUCGCUGCAGUAACUUGACCAAACCUCAGCAGCAAAAGUACCUAUUUUUCUAAGAUUCCAUCACAUGGCUGUCUUCUCUGCAGGACAGCCAGUGCCCUUCGCCCUUGGUCUGAUGCGUAGCCUUACCUAGUCAGAGCCUAGAGCUGACGAGCCUGCCUCGCCUGCAGGCCUGAGGGAGCUUAACUGACUCCAGGCCGCCCGAGUUCCAGCGUGACCACCAGGGCCAGUUAGCACACCUUGCAGAGCCUCCUGGCUGAAAGAGCCUGUGGGGCAGUUUGUUAUGGCGUGCUCAUGCAGCGAGUGCAGUGAGGUGGCUCGCGGGGCCACUUGGACAGACUGGCACCCACCUCCCACACGUGGUCCACUAGGUGCCCUGUUCACAGGAGUGUAAAACUCAGAUAGAAUAUAUAAUAUUGGAUUUAAAAUGCGGGGGGGCGGGUUAAAAGAAAACUUUAUAAAAUUAUUUAUUCUACUUUAAGCCUUCUAUCCUAUUUCCCAUCCCUCCUCCAGCUUCGGUGUCCAGCUUUACUUGCUGGCGUGUGGGAUGAACUCAAGGUGUCUGGAGCUUCUGCUCUGCGUAGCGUCACGCCUGUGUUUCACAAGGUGACGUGUAUUUGCCUGCUUCUGUUUGGUAGGCCCAGCGUGCCUCCAGGAGCCGCAUGCAGACCAUGGCAGCUGGGUUCUGCCGCAGGAGAAGGGAGGGCAGGUGGGAUCCCAAAACACACGCAUGCAGCCGUCUGGCUAUUCCUCUUGGUUGCUGUCACCAGGACCCUGCUCCUGAGGGUGUGGGAAAUCUGCCAGUGGUGUUCAGCAGGGUGGCCCAUGGCCCCCAGUUCAUGUGGCCGGGCUGGCCAGGCUGGGCCACACCCGAGGUGGCCCUGGGGUCUGGUUUGGUUUCUAAAUAGAACACGCAAGACGUCACUUGGUGGUCUGUAGCGUGCUGUGGGCAGCCUCCCCGUCACACGUGAGCACGCGGUGUGUCUAGAGCAUCAGGGGCAUUGUCGGGUAGCUAGGUCACAAUCAGUUCCCCGCUUCCUCAGGAACCCACGCCAGCUCCCCAUAUCACAUGACCUUAGCUCAAAACACAAGUGUGUCUCUGCCUUGAUCUUGAAAUACACCAAGGAAACAGAUGGAGAUAAGCAAGUUGGAAACGAUCGAUGUUAGGACUGCACCGUGGACUCACCACGCCUGUGCCCACCAGGCAGGGGUCAGCGUGGGGAGGACAGGCUGAGCGCCCAGGGUGCCUGGCUUCAGGGGAGCGUCACCUCAGUGGUUCAGCCCAGCUGCAGGUGGGACGCAGGGCUGGGACACAGCACUGGCUGGUGUCCCUGGCCUGGGCAGGUGAUGGGGCAGACCUGGGCACUGAAUGUGUGGCUUGCAGUUCAUGUGCUCAUCCUUUCGUUGGUGUGAUUUGUACCUCGGUGGCGGCUUCUGUCUGAACUCUGGGGAAUACUCCUGAUGCUUGACUUCACGGCGGUGGAGCUUGUACUCAGUGUUUGCCACUCAAUAUUAUAUGCUUGUAAUAAAAGCAGAAGAAAAUCUACUGCA
This is a messenger RNA of Ictidomys tridecemlineatus (thirteen-lined ground squirrel), 4351 nucleotides long. The record is from RefSeq and is a predicted model, not a curated record. Lineage: Eukaryota; Metazoa; Chordata; Mammalia; Rodentia; Sciuridae.